AUGGAGGAUUCUGUACAAGUUGCAUGUGUAAUACCAAAUGCUGCAGAUACUGCAUUUCAGAUUUACUCCUUGAAGCGAUCGGCAUAUGCUGCUGUGCUGAGAGCAUUCUGUGCUCACUCAGACAUUCUCUCAAGGGACAAAGUAAGAUGUCUCACUGAACUGAGAAAUGAGCUUAAAAUAUUGCAGACUGAACAUGCAGAAUGUCUUGUGAAAGCCAGAUCAAAUAAGCAAAUCAAGUCUUUCAGUGCCGGCUUGCACUCCAAAGGAAACACUUGCAGUACUGAAGUUAUAAAGGAUUAUCUAGAUCUUGCAUGCGUCCUACCAGAUGCUGGAGAUACUGUGUUUCAGAUUCACUGCUUGGAGCGAUCAGCAUAUGCAUCAGUGUUAAGAGCUUUCUGUGCUGUGACAAACCACCUCUCAUUGUUACAGGUCAAGCUUCUAUCUCAACUAAAAAAUGAACUUAGAAUAUCGCAUAGUGAGCAUAAAGAAGUUAUUAUGAAGGUCAGUUUAAAUGAGCAUAUCAAGUCUUUGAGGAAAUUUAGUUUGGCAAAUCUGUCUGUUGUUACAAAGACCAAUCCAGCUUUUGAUGUGCAUGCUGUGCUUCAUGACAAGAUUGGCUCAACUGGUCAGGUUUGCACUUCAUCCACAAGCUGCCUCAGUUUGAUACAGCAAUCACCAGUAUCAGAGAAUUCAAUGUCCUCCACAAGAGACAUUGGGAUAUCAAAUAGCUCAAAUGGAGCCAAAGAAGGACCUUAUUUCGAAUCCCGCACAGUGGUGCCUGCUAAAAGGUUGAAAACUGUAAAUGGGCAUGCACCAGCAUACUUAAAAUGUGGCCCUUCCAAUCAGUUACCAGUGGCAGUUUCUGAUGUGAUGGCGGAAAAGCACAGCCAAUUGAAUACUGGCCAAAGUCCUUUAAGUGUUGACCAUGCUAGGCAAGAAUCAGGGAAAAGGAAAACUGUAGUGCCUGAGAUGAGUGUUGAAAGAAUAUUUAAAGAAAAUCCAGAUUCAGCUAAUUUAGAGAAAGCAAAAUUGACACUCAAAGCCCAAGAAAAGGACCUCUUGGAUGCACUUGCUAAGCUUUCUGAAGUAUCAUAUGAUGGUACGUCACUUUGUAGAAUCUUUUAG
Messenger RNA from Miscanthus lutarioriparius, 1125 nucleotides. NCBI's taxonomy places the organism in Eukaryota, Viridiplantae, Streptophyta, Magnoliopsida, Poales, Poaceae. The record is from the annotation of a GenBank genome assembly.